GAACCAGUGUCUGCUCUUUUGUUUUACCCUUAAACAUGGAAUGUGAUGCUUCUGGUGUUUCUUCAUAAACAGUUUAAGAGGUGUGGAAAGUCUGCUCCUUUAAAAUGCGCAAACUGUGUGGAUAGCAAUAGUUUGGAGUUCACGGCACUGAUAUCACACAGAGCAUGGCACAAUGGGCAUCACACUUCUGUCUUCUUCCACUGUCCAACAGUGCUAGCUGCUACAGUGGCAUCAGCUCUUCCACCUGGUGCCACUGAGAGUCAUGUUGAGGGGCAGCUGGUACCGGAGCAUGACCAGCCCCACCCACAGCCUUCCAGUGGGUAGAGGGUCGUUAACGCCUGGUCUUGUGGUUCUGGAAGCACAGUAUGACUACUCAUACCGCGGGGCAGAUGGCCGGACUGUCUCCAUAUAUGAUGGUGAGCGCUUUCUUUUGCUGAAAAAGACGAACGCUGACUGGUGGCAGGUGCGCAGGCUCGGAGUCGACAAGAAAGCCAAGCCACUGUAUGUGCCCGCCACUUAUGUCAGAGAGGUCCCAGUCAACACACUGCAUUCACCACAGGCCAGCAGCCAGACAGGAGCCUCACCUCAACACCCCUGGCUGGGGACUCGCAGAUCGCACAACCCGUGCUCUCAGACACAAUACUCAGCUCCUACCAAAGAGUUCUGUCGUUCUAUGGAGGACCUGAACAGCAACAGUGCUUUUAAGAACAGACGCAUAGGAAAAGACGCACCAGGAAGACAAUUGACCACCCCGCCCGUCUCUGCGUCCGGCUCACCUUCAGGAUACCUCAAGGUCCCGGGGUCUCUGAUUUCACGCAGCAAGAGCUCCAGUCACCUGCCUCACAACCUGUGUGGUGAAUUGAACAUCAGUAGGCCAAGUCCAUCCAGCUCUCCUAAGUCCUUCAGCCAGUGGGAUGUGGGAUCUGGCUCUCGCAAACGCACAGAAGGAAACAUCCAGACCUGCAUCUCUCAAAAUUCAUUACCAGACAUGCAGAGGAGGCAAUGUGCAGAGGUCCCGAGUCCACUCCCAGGUCAGAAGCCUUUGCAGAUGCUGCAGCAGUGGGAACAGUAUCAAGACCCAGCCUCUGGUCGCUUUUAUUACGUCAACAGUGUUACGAAGGAGCGCUCAUGGAAACCACCACGUAGAGCUCGGCAGUCGGACCAUCUUCAAAAUACGGCCAAUGUUACUCAGAGUGGGACUUCCCCAUGUGUCUCCAGCCACCUAUCACAUCCCCUUUACAACUCAGGAAACACAUUUUUGAGCAGGCUCUCCUGUGACCUGACCCACAGUACCCAGGAUGCAAAUGCACAACUGCUAAGUCAGACCAUGCAGUGGGCAGACUCAUCAGACGUGCUCAGUUCCUCCUCCUUCACUACUGAUGCCCAGAGCAGGGGGGACGUCAUCCAAUCCUAUUCGAUGAUUUUACCUCUCCAAACAGAAAGGAUCUCUUCGAAUGGCAAGUCCGAGUACCCAGUGGUCGCGGAUUCGGCCGACAGCUCUUCAGACAGUAAUGGAAUGACACCGGAGCUUGAAAAAGCAGGUCUGCUCAACAAAACCAAGAUAGCGGAAGGAGGACGGAAGCUGAGGAAAAACUGGAGCCCCUCGUGGGUGGUGUUGGUGGGAAACAGUCUCAUGUUCUUCAAAGAUCCCAAAACUCAAAAUUCUGAGAGCUGGAAACCAGGGAACAGCUGUCCAGAGAGCAGUGUGGAUCUAAGAGGAGCUCAGCUGCAGUGGGCCAAUGAUCUUUCCAGCAAGAAGAAUGUCUUUAAGCUGAGGACGGUUACAGGAAAUGAAUUUUUGCUUCAAUCAGACACUGACUCUGUAAUUAGAGAGUGGUACGGCACAAUAUAUAAAGUCAUUGACAGACUUGAUAAGGAGAAUCCUCUGGAUAAUGUUUUGCGGUAUUCUUUGAGAAGAACAGGCUCCUUGGAGCUCUUGGAACAUAGUGGGGAUGACGAUGAGAACCGUACAGGACACAAGUCCUCACUCCCUCGGUCCAUCUCUAAUUUGGAGACUUCAGAGCGAAAGCGAGUGAAGAGUCGUUUGAAGAAGCUUAUCCUGAGGAGACCACCAAUUCAGGCAUUACAGGAAAAAGGCCUUAUCAAAGACCAGGUGUUUGGCUGUAGUUUGGAGUUGCUGUGUGAGAGGGAGAGGAGCACAGUGCCCCGGUUUGUCAGAAUCUGCACUGAAACAGUGGAAAAAAAAGGCUUAGAGACAGAUGGCAUCUACAGAGUCAGUGGAAAUCUGGCUAUAAUCCAGAAACUACGCUUUGCUGUCAACCAUGAGCGAGCCGUGUCUACAGACGGACGUUAUCUCUUUCCAGAGGAUUUAGUGCCAGUGGAGCAUGUGGACCUGGAAGACCCACAAUGGGAGGACAUCCAUGUCAUAACAGGAGCUUUGAAACUCUUCUUUCGAGAGCUUCCAGAGCCCCUUGUACCGUAUGAAAUAUUUCAAGAAAUCGUCGAGACUGUCAAGCUGUCUGAUUAUCUGGAUAAAGUGGAACGGAUGAAAUCGCUAGUUGUCAACAUGCCUCCUCCAAACCACAGCACCAUGAAGCACAUGUUCCAGCAUCUUAAGCGGGUGAUGGAGCACUGUGAUAGCAAUCGCAUGACAACGCAGAACAUCGGGAUCGUCUUUGGGCCGACUCUGAUGCGUCCGGAGAGCGACUGUGCAAACAUGGCCAUUAACAUGGUUUAUCAGAACCAGGCAGUAGAACUCAUCCUCAGCGAAUACGACCAGAUCUUUGGAUCUGACCCAUCCAGAUCCCUCUGACGCUCAUGUGGAACUCGGACAGCAGCAGCAGGACCUGCGCACUGUGAACCAGAGAAAUCUGCUUGGAAGAGGAGCUAAAUAUGAUCCUCGUUCAUUAGAACUGCAGUAAUGCCACAAAUUCCAUCCUGGGGGAUGAUGGAUGGAUGAAUGGUUGGAUGGAAGUGCUUGAGCAACAAUCAGCCAACUGGCCUUUAGUGGGCACGAAGUCACACAAAAAAACAUGUGUUUUCAAAUUGAAUCAAGAGGCUUAUUUUAUGUUUGUUAGUGUGUGUGUGUGUGUGUGUGUGUGUGUGUUGUGAAUGCAAUGUCUCCUCGCAAAUGUUUUUCAUUGUAUUGUUUGCAGCGACUUUGGGAAAACCACACAUUUUGCAUUGGGGGGAAAAAAAGUUAUCCUCCAUGAACUAAAUUCUAUGAAAUAAAAUCAGCAAUGGUCACCCAGGAUGCGUAAAACAAGAAGACAGGUCUGACGUCUAACCUGGUAUUCAACUGUGUUUGAGUCAUUUCAGUUCUUUUUUAACAAUCCAAAUUGCUAUGUAAUCUCCUUUUCUUUUGUUCCAGCAUUAUGGCAGUGGUGUGUCCAUGUGUGCGCCUGUCUCUGUGUGUGUGUUUUGCGUGACAGAUAGGAGGGCAGAAGUAUGUUCCGUAUUUUGCUCGUUGAUUCGGUGGAGCCUUUUGCCACUAUUGGUCCAAAUCUCUGUUUUUAAUAACAGAACAAAAGAAGAGCUAAAAAUGCAUUAUGUUAAAAAAAUGUGGAGUAAACCCCCCCACCCCACCACCACCCCCCAUCAGCAACAGGGCUUUGGUAAUUUUAUAUUGACUGUGGCUUGGCAAGAGACAAAAAGAAGUGAGAGGGAGGGAAAAGAACACGAAGAGCAUAUGGAUUUUAAUGUUAGAGUUUAUAUAUUUAUUCAUUUUUUUUUUUGUUGUUAUUAUGAUGGGAAGCAUGAAGUUAUAAAAGCGGAGGAGUGAAAUAAAGUCCUAGCUUAUUUUUGUUACUUCUGAGAAUUUUGUUGAAUAUUUAAUGAACUGAUGUCCUUCUCUUCAUACUGUUGUACAUUAUCUGUGUUUUUUUUUUCUUUUUCUUUUUUUUCUUUUUUUUUUAAAGAUCAAUCUGCCAUAUGCCCAGGGCUCUUACAUGCAAUCCUUUUCCACAUAGUUUGAUUUUUUUUUACGCUCACCACACACCUGAUCCAUGUCCACACCUGAUCCAUAUCCCAAACCUGUGAUUUAAACCAUAGCCUGGAAAUGUACUCUGCUCUGAGCUGGAAUAAUGCUACACAACCCUGCACCUUUCUCUUAAAAGGCCGCUCACAGGACAUAUACAUUUAACAGUGAAGAUGUGUUUGGUUGUAGUGAAGGAAAAAGCUCGUCAUUGUUUUCUUUGCAAUUUGCCUUACAGGCAGCAGAGGAGAAUUACAAUUUGCUUCUUUAACUGUUUAAUUCAAUUAUGUUUGUUAAAAAAAAAGAAUUUUUAAAAAAUGUGCAAGCUUCAGGGUUCAGAAGCUUUGGUUUAAGCUCAGAGUGACCACAGAAAACAAGUUCCAAGUAAAAAGUCCAUCAGAAAUAUUUUAUUUAUUAUCCUAAAUGUUUGGCUCAGUGACCUUUGACUCAUCUUUUCAUCAUUUUAUAAAAUAGUUUCCGUUCUUACAUUGUUCAAUUUUAUAUAUGUUGGUCUCUAAACUGAAUGUUAAUGAAAAUGACACUUGUAAUACGAUAUUUCUUUUUUUCCAUCAAGUAAUAUCAGACGUUGCAGGCGUUUAGUCACCCAUUCUCAUAACAUAGCAUUUUUUAUGAUGCCUUAAAUACUGUUUAAAUACUGUACCAAUAUGGCUAAUUGUUGGUUUAUUCCUUUACUCUUCCUCAAGAUCCUGUAAACUACUUCAAGUUAAGUAUUUGACAAUAAAAUUAAAAGAAAGUAAAUCUGAAAAUAUGUUUGUACCAGAAAGAUUAUGUAUUAUAAAGAACUUCUGGGAAA
Molecule: messenger RNA, 4748 nt
Organism: Clarias gariepinus (North African catfish)
Lineage: Eukaryota; Metazoa; Chordata; Actinopteri; Siluriformes; Clariidae
Gene: arhgap9
Product: Rho GTPase activating protein 9
Exons: 20
Coding region: 263-2773 (836 amino acids)
Biological process (GO): signal transduction; regulation of GTPase activity
Cellular component (GO): cytoplasm
Molecular function (GO): phospholipid binding; protein binding
Source: RefSeq, a predicted model, not a curated record